Messenger RNA from Cuscuta europaea, 1930 nucleotides. Lineage: Eukaryota; Viridiplantae; Streptophyta; Magnoliopsida; Solanales; Convolvulaceae. The record is from the annotation of a GenBank genome assembly.
AGAUCUAAAUUCAUUAUCAUUCUAUUAUUCAUCUUCUCCACAAUACUUGAGCUCAAAUCUCUACAUUUUAUACAUACUUGGAUCCCUACAAUCAAUCAGUAUGAUAUUGGGAGGGUUGUGGAGGAGUGCUUGAAUUCUUGGGGAAUCAAGAAAAUAUUUACUAUAACUGUUGACAAUGCAUCUACUAAUGAAACUGCUGUUGGGUAUAUGAUAAAAAGGAUGAAGUCCUUAAAUACAUUGCUGCUAGAUGGUGAGUACUUGCAUGUUAGGUGUUGUUGUCAUAUUCUUAAUCUCAUUUUGCAAGAUGGACUUUCUGAAUUGAAUAAAGAGGUUGUUUGCAUUCGUAAUGCAAUUAAGUUCAUCAAAUCUUCACCGGCUAGGUUAGAGAACUUUAGAAAGUUUGCUGUACGUGAAGGUUUUGAUAAAAAUGUUAAUGUUGGAAUGGAUGUAUGCACUAGGUGGAAUUCCAUAUACAACGUGCUAGAAAGAGGACUCAAAUUCUCUAAGGUUUUUGAUAGGAUGGCUGAAGAGCACAAACCUUAUAGUGAUUGGUUUUUUGAGAAGCAUAAGAGUGGGGCUUAUUUGAGGCAGGGGCCUCCUCUAGGAGAUGAUUGGGAGCGUGCUAAGGCUUUUGUUUAUUUCUUAAAGAAAUUUUAUGAUGCCACUUUGAGGUUGAGUUCCUUUAAGAGUCCUACUUCUCACAUUGUGUUUGAGGAGAUGGUUACUAUUCAACUUGAGAUACAGAAAGCUGUGGAUGAUAAUAACAAUCUUCCCUUGAAAAGGGUGGCAACUUCAAUGCUAUCUAAGCUUAACAAAUAUUGGGGCUCGGUUCAGAAGAUUAAUCAUUUGUUUAUUGUUGGGAAUGUUCUUGAUCCUAGAUGGAAAUUAGGAUACCAAAAAAUCCUUCUCGAAAAGUGUGGUGUGCCGAAGGAUGAUAUUGAAACCACUAAAAGCUUGAUUAAGCAGAUUUUAAUGCGCUUUUAUGAAGCCUAUAAAGCUUUUGAGCCUGCUCCAGCGCAAAGUGCUUCUAAUACACCGGCUGGAGAAGUAAACUUGGGGCAAAUUGAUGAUUGUGAUACUAGAGCAGCAAUGAGGGCAGCUUACUUGCACCAACAAGCUAACCAAACUGUUCAAAUCAAUAAUGAAGUUGAUGCAUAUCUGUGUGAUCCAUGUGAAGGCAGUUUGAAUCAGUCUUUCUGUUUGCUCUUCUGGUGGAAAGUUAAUUCAUCAAAGUAUCCUAUCUUGGCAAAGGUGGCAAAAGAUGUAUUCGCAAUGCCUUGCUCCACUGUUGCUUCAGAAAAUGCAUUUAGUUUGGGAGAAAGGACUGUGAAUUAUUUUAGAUCUUCUUUGAGUCCAAAAAUGGUUGAGGCGCUGGUAUGUUCAAAUGAUUGGAUCAAAGCUGAUGACUUCAACUUUUUCAAAGAGCCAACUAAAGAAGAAGAAGAAGAAGAGUUCUAUAAAGAGUGUGAAGAAGUAGAAAAUGGAGUGGCUGGACUCGAACUUACUGGCUCGACUUUAGAUUAUGCUGAAACAAUUCCAAAUGUUCACCUGGGUCUUCUUAGUUCUUAAGUUCAUCUGAAAUGUUCUUUUGAGUUUGAACUUUUUUGAAGCAGAAAAUGGUAUGAUAGGUGUUAUUCUUUCUUCAGUUGGUAAGGGGCAGUUGGCUUGAUUUGAGAUGUGCUACGUCAAGUUCUGAUAUUCUAUGGAAACAAGUCCAAAUACUCACUUGGGAUCUUCUAAUAUGCUUUGUUUUUGAAUCCAUGUUAAAGAAAAACAUCAUUUUGUCAGAACUUUGUUCUCCUAAGUCUGAAUUUUUUGCUGUUGGGAUUUUGCUAGUAUUUAUGUUUGGCUCUUCAUGAGUCUUUUGGAUCAGUACUUUUUUUGUGCUUGAAAUUGAAAUAUUGUUGCUUUAUAGCCUUUGAAUUAUUGA